ACUUUUAUCUAUGAGGCUGCUGGCUCAUGGUGUGUUUACUGACCUGAGCGGGAAUGUCCCUGAAAGGGCUUCAGUCAGAGAGUCAAUAUUCUGACGAAAGAGUUCUCAUAAAACAAAUCAUUUUUUGUUUUCUUACACGCCUUUUCAAAUUCCCUCCUCUUGACCCACAUGUAUGUCAGUCUUUACAGACGUGUCUUUGUAUCAAACUCUCCAAGUCAUCAGCCAUGGACAGAAAGAUGCUGCUGCUUGUGUGCCUGCAGGUUUUCCUGCUCAUCUCAACCUUCACUUCUACUGAUGCAGCCGCUCUGGGGACAAAUCGUCAACAAAGCCAACAACUACCACAGGUAAAUCCAGUAAGAAGAUGCUGGAAAUUCUCUUGUGUGUUCCUGAGAGUCAGAGGUGGAAUUGUUGUGUUCCUGAUUUGUUACAGUUCCUAUCAAACUGCUGGAGGCGGCCAGGUGCAUGUUCUUCCUUCGGCAAGGUAAAUUUGCUUAAAUUUGAUCAAUGUUAAUCAGAAUCUACAUUGACAAAUACCAGAUAAGGAUGUGUGUUUGUUUUUUACAGGGGCCUACUGAUGAACUGAAGGCUACACCGGUAAACUGAUUACUCACAAACAUUAAACACAACAAAUAAGUAAAGAAAUAUAAUGAUGGCCUUACCUGCCCUGGCUUGUACUGAUCCCAUGUGUGUCCACUGCUGUUUGUGCUGCCUUCAGCUGCUUCACCUGCAGUCAGGAAUGAAAAGAAAGAAACAGAGCCAUACAGCCAGGGUCAUACUUAUUGAUCUAUUGCCUUCAAACUGUCCUGAAUUCAGCGACUUCACUUGAUAUUCUCUCUUUCCCUCCAGAGUCCAGUUGAAUUAGAGGAGUUCCUGUCUGUCAUACAGAUACCUAAAGUAGCCUUCAGGUAAACUAAACUUUACCUUAAAAUGUUCAAUAAAAAUCAGAUCACAUCCAUUUGAAUUACUGUCAUAAAGAAUGUAAACAUAAGUGAGCACUUUCCUUUUCUUCUGAUUAACCUAAACCUGUUUUCAGCUAACUGCUUAAUAUUGAGAUUAUUGCUUCAUUUCACUGAUUUGUAUUUCUGUCUUCAGUGCUGAGGACGAGGACUUACUCUUCACUUAAAGUCAAGAAAGUGGAAAGCUGUGCAAUCUAACUUCAGCCCUUAAUGGCCGCAGUAAGGGCUGAUACACAAAGUAGUCAUAAAAUAUAUCAUAUAUUAUCAUGGAGAUGAAGCUGCUUUGUUGCUACACUGUAGUAUCAUUGUUAUUUUAAUGUCUGAAUUCAGUACAGCAAAUUGUGGUUGAAGCUGUUUUUGGUGAGCACUGGCUAAGAAACUCAAAUAAACUGAAAACUUUUAAACACACAGUUACAGAUCUGUUGUUUUGCUUCAACUUGGAUGAAAUGAUUUAAACUUUUCAGUACAAGAAUUAAAGCUCCUAUGAGUCCCUGUUUGUGUGGAUUUUGGCGCCCCCUGUUGACACAAAGUACCUCUAACACCUUUGCUGGUUGGGUUCUUCUCAUGUUAAAGUCAUGUUUUCUAAAUGAGCAUAAUCACAUUGUUUUUUGACAGUUAAAUGGCAAGUUUGGUUUGUUUCUUUACACCUUAAAUUCACUCUGUUUAUUUUUUAAAGGAUAAAUUAAUAAAGCAACGUAUCAUCUUUGGGCCUCUGUUAUUUAAAGGUGGAGGCAGGUGUAGGGCUUUGGUUCAACUUUCAGAACAACAUCAUGCCACUUCAGAAACAAAGAACAGAAUGUCAAAAUAGCCUACCUGCAUUUUUUAUAGACUUAAUUAGACUUCUCCUUCAUUACUUUUUAAUGGGUCUCUCAUCUUACAAGCCCUCAUAAUAUUUAAUAAUCUAUUUUUAUAUUUUUUAUAUUCUAACUCUGCUUCUACUGAUUUCUGCCUAAUAAAUAACCUAUAUAAUGAGUUCUUUUUUUUUUACAAGCCUUUUGCAGACCUUUGGUCAUCCAGGGAUUUUCUACAUAUUUAUUCUUGUUAGUGUAUUGUUUUAAAGGGCAAUUCUUAUUGUAGAGUUCGAUAAAUGUAUCUAAAAAUUGAUUAUAGGCUAUAUUAACAUCUGUUUCCUCACAUACCUCACUCCAGUUGUAUUUCAGAAGUUCGUCUUUGAAUGCAGAUAAGGAUUCCGAAGAUCUAAAUCUCUUAUAUCUGACUUCAUUUAACACCCGUUUCUUCUUAUAAUUACAUUCGUAAACAGCAAAAACAGGCAAAUGAUCACUGAUGUCAUUAAUCAAUAUAUCACUUUUGUUACCAUCCAUAUUAUUGGUAAAGAUGUUAUCAAUUAAGGUUGCACUAUGGGUUGUUAUACUGGUUGGUUUAGAUAUAGUUGGAAACAAACUCAUACUAUACAUGACAUCGAUAAAAUCAUUUGUCUUUUUAUGUCCUUGGGGAUUCAAUAAAUCAAUAUUAAAAUCACCACAUACAUAAAUUACUUUCUGCCCUAAUGAGCCAAAUAACACUCCCAUAUUGGUUAUAAAUAAUUCAAUAUCAGAACCUGGUUUUCUGUACACACAGCUAACCAUUACUUUUUUCAUUCUCUCAGUGUCAAUCUCAAUCGUGAUACACUCCAUCACAUUGUCAACAACCACUGACAUUUUAUCAAUAAUUUUGUAAAAUAAACCUUUGUUUACAAACAGAGCAACACAACCAUACUUUCCAGAAUCCCUGCUUACAUAAUGAAAAUUGUAAACAUUUAAAACAAAAUCAGCACCCUUCUCAUUGUUAAUCCAUGUUUCAGAAACAGCAACAAUACUAAAAUCAUUUUUAAAACCCUUCAAAGAUUCUUUUAUGUCGUUAAAAUGUGCAUAAAGACUUCUACUUUUAGUUGUUUUAUGUUUCAAGUUGUUUUAUGGCUCUUCCACUUCCUCACUAAUGACUCUUAAGUCUAUUUGACUGUGCUCCCUGCUUUCAUUCAGUUACAAAAAAACAUCAAAACAAAAGAUUGAGAUUGUGUUUUAGCAAUAACAGCAGCACCUUGAAAUUAUACUUUGAAAAAACAGGUCUGGUUAGUUUUUCCUCCACACAGACCACAAUAGACAGAGUUGAAGCCCCGCCCUUUCUUGGUUUUGAUUUGUUUCUGAAGUUGCAUGAUGUUGUUCUAAAAGUUGAACCAAAGCCCUACACCUGCCUCCACCUUUAAAUAACAGAGGCCCAAAGAUGAUACGUUGCUUUAUUAAUUUAUCCUUCAAAAAAAUAAACAGAGUGAAUUUAAGGUGUAAAGAAACAAACCAAACUUGCCAUUUAAGUGUCAAAAAACAAUGUGAUUAUGCUCAUUUAGAAAACAUGACUUUAACAUGAAAAGAACCCAACCAGCAAAGAUGUAAGAGGUACUUUGUGUCAACAGGGGGCGCCAAAAUCCACACAAACAGGGACUUAUCAAUGCAUCAAUUCAUGUUCUGAAAAGUUUAAAUCAUUUCAUCCAAGUUGAAGCAAAACAACAGAUCUGUCACUGUGUGUUUAAAAGUUUUCAGUUUAUUUGAGUUUCUUAGCCAGUGCUCACCAACAACAGCUUCAACCACAAUUUGCUGUACUGAAUUCAGACAUUAAAAUAACAAUGAUACUACAGUGUAGCAACAAAGCAGCUUCAUCUCCAUGAUAAUACAUGAUAUAUUUUAUGACUACUUUGUGUAUCAGCCCUUACUGCGGCCAUUAAGGGCUGAAGUUAGAUUGCACAGCUUUCCACUUUCUUGACUUUAAGUGAAGGUAAAGUCAUCGUCAUCCUCAGCACUGAAGACAGAAAUACAAAUCAGUGAAAUGAAGCAAUAAUCUCAAUAUUAAGCAGUUAGCUGAAAACAGGUUUAGGUUAAUCAGAAGAAAAGGAAAGCGCUCACUUAUGUUUACAUUCUUUAUGACAGUAAUUCAAAUGGAUGUGAUCUGAUUUUUAUUGAACAUUUUAAGGUUAAGUUUAGUUUACUUGAAGGAUGAAGAAAUCUGCAUUCCAGCCGGUAUUUCUUUAAAUUCAACUGGAUCCUGGAGGGAAAGAGAGAAUAUCAAGUGAAGUCGCUGAAUUCAGGACAGUUUGAAGGCAUAAGAUCAAUAAGUAGGAACACCAAUAAGUAGGAACACAACAAUUCCAGCUCUGACUCUCAGGAACUCAUUUAACAUUGAGACUCAAAACAAAAGUGUUUAAAAAUCUUGUGCAACACAAGAGAAUUUCCAGCAUCUUCUUACUGGAUUUUGCUGUGGUGGUUGUUGUUGGUUUUGUUGACUACUUUUCCCCAGAGUGGCUGCAUCAGUAGAAGUGAAGGUUGAGAUGAGCAGGAAAACCUGCAGGCACACAAGCAGCAGCAUCUUUCUGUCCAUGGCUGAUGACUUGGAGAGUUUGAUACAAAGACAUGUCUGUAAAGACUGACAU
This is a messenger RNA of Xyrichtys novacula (pearly razorfish), 4374 nucleotides long. The record is from the annotation of a GenBank genome assembly. Lineage: Eukaryota; Metazoa; Chordata; Actinopteri; Labriformes; Labridae.